UUUCUGACUGCAAAGUUCUGGUUAAAUUCACUGAUAAUAACUUUUCUCUUUGGGAACUUUGCACUCCUGUUUUACCAAGGAGGUGAUCUCUCAAGCAGUGAGCUGGCACCCUGGCCAGGUUUUGAAUGGCAUCUCUGCUAAGACUCUAUUUAACAGUGUUAAAUGGUGCAAGGAGGUCGAGCAAAAUAAGAGCUAAGAUGUUACCAACAGAUUUAAUAAAGAGGGAUUUGUUAGAGACCCAGGUGAGAGAAGUUUCUCUGAGUGGGCGGGGCGUGGAAUAGGAAACGCAUAUUAUCCAGAAGUAGGGCUGUAAUAGAAAGGAGAGGAGGUAGCCAGUGAGGGAGGACAGUUUCCCACACAAGAGAGAUCUGAGCAUACCUGUGAAUGACUACAAGAGUCCCGGGUCAACUAGAUGGCUUGGGAUGCUUACAAUAAAGACACCUAUUCACCGUGCAGCCCCUCAUGGAGUUCUUCUUUGAAGUACCUCAGGAUGUUUCUCCUACUACACCUGGAAACCUUGGCAGUCACUGGAAGUCACAAAAGACUAGGUGAUUAGGAGAUCUAAACACUGCCUUCUGAUCCUGCCUGCUUCACUAGCAUGCCCAAGACCCCAAGAGAGCAGAACCCCUGGGGUCUGAGAAGCAGCCAACGGAAGGUAGAGUACCAAGCGUCUGGGAUCCAGGCUGCAGUCCCGCCUCUGACACUCCAUAACCUGAUACCCCGUAGCCUUGUGACUUGUCUUAAUUUGUUCCCCGAGGUCUUGAGGGAUGCCCAGAAAACACCUUUUGGGUUUGAGUGCAGUCUCUACCAAUGCACUACAAUGCGACCUGGGGCCUCGGUUUUUCCUUCUAGGAAGCCCUGCUUUACAGAGUAACCGAGAACAGCGGUCAACUGACCACUAGGCAUACAGUAAGUGCUCGGGAAAUGCCAAUAUCACCGUCUCCCAUUACGCCCAGGUACAGCCUCUCGCUCCACACCGCACCUUGCAGCGGGGGCGGGAGGUCCCCGCGCUCUGGUCGGCUAGCCCACUCCCGCUGCCCCGGCGCGGGCCGCCUGUCGCUGACAGCAGCGGUGCAUUGUGGGCCUUGUAGUGCGGGGCUGGGGUUGGGUGGGUGGGCGCGGCCGCGGCAGUCGCAGCGGGGCCAUCUUCCGCGGGCCGGCUGGUUCGGCCUGUGCAGCCCGCACCCGCGCCCUUCGCCGGGCCCGAUGGCUCCGCGGCCGCUGAGCCCCUUGGUGCUGGCGCUGGGCGGCGCCGCGGCCGUGCUGGGCUCAGUACUCUUCAUCCUCUGGAAGGCCUACUUCGGGAGCGGACGGGAGCGGCGCUGGGACCGGAACGAGGCCUGGUGGGGCGCGGAGCCUCCUCGCCUCCCUGAGUGGGACGAGUGGGACCCUGAAGACGAGGAGGACGAAGAGCCGGCGCUGGAGGAGUUGGAGCAGCGUGAGGUGCUGGUGCUGGGGCUGGAUGGCUCAGGGAAGAGCACGUUCCUGCGCGUGCUGUCUGGGAAGCCACCGCUGGAAGGCCACAUCCCCACCUGGGGCUUCAAUUCUGUGCGGCUGCCCACCAAGGACUUCGAGGUGGACCUGCUAGAGAUCGGUGGCAGUCAGAACCUACGCUUCUACUGGAAGGAGUUUGUGAAUGAAGUAGACGUGCUGGUGUUCCUGGUGGACUCGGCUGACCGGCUGCGGCUGCCUUGGGCCCGGCAGGAACUGCACAAGCUGCUGGACAAGGACCCUGACCUGCCUGUCGUCGUGGUGGCCAACAAGCAGGACCUGAGUGAGGCCAUGAGCAUGGUGGAGCUGCAGCAGGAGCUGGGCCUGCAGGCUGUCGAUAGCCAGCGGGAGGUGUUCCUCUUGGCAGCCAGCAUCGCCCCUGCAGGACCUGGCUUUGAAGACCCCGGCACCGUGCAUAUCUGGAGACUGCUCUUGGAGCUUCUCUCCUAGGCUGGCCCCCACCUGCUCACGCACCCAACCCUGGAGACCCCCGUUCUGCCACUCCUGCUUCUCUAUUGCUGGCCUGUGCCUGAGGCGGGAGCUGUGUGGCAACUCUUCCCUUCUCUCCUCCCACACUCCAGGACAGGGCCUGAGCAAGGCCAAGAACCACACAGAGGCCUUCCUGGUGAGGUGACCGUGAGGCUGAAGUGGGGAGGCAGGUGAGGCAGACAGUGGAAGAGCAUAGUGUCUGGCUCACUCCAGGCUGGAAGUGGAUCCAAUUUUCACCGGUGAAGGCCUGCACCCUCCUUCUCUGAUGUGUAAAGCAAGGUGCUCAGUGGGCUCAGUUCUCACCACUGCAGGUUGAGGUGACUGAGAACCAGUAUAGUGUCAGAAGUACUCCCAGUCUGAACCAUUCCCUCCUGGAGACUUCACGCCCCUCUCAUGCAGGCAGGUUCUGGGCAGUACACAGUGAGCCGUGGCUCCAAGGCCUACGAUGUCCUGCAGCCCCAGUUCUGCCCAGCUGGGUCACGGCCUUGUGCUAUCUCUGCCUCUCUGGCCCUGGGGCCAUCAUUUUUAAAGAGAGGUGAUUUCCAUCGUUUUUUUUUUUUUUUUUUUUUUUCUGACUUGGAAAUACAUUUUCCAGCCAUGAAGGUAAGAAGUGCUAGAACGAACCUGGAGAUCCUAGCAAGCUUUCUGAAACCUCCUGCUUCUGCAAGCCAAGGCCUGCCUGCCAGACUACAGGAUCAAGUGGUAUUCACCCCCAAUCAAAAAAACUAAAGGCUUUUUUCCCCCUAAUCUGGACACACAAGCUGCUGCUCUUGCACUAACUGUGCCAAUGCCCAUGUUUACAGAAGUCUGGGGGAGGAACCCAUGUCCCUGGGGAGACAACUGUCAGCUGGAGCUGGGUGUUGGCCUCAGAACUGUGUUUUAAUUAUUUAUUUAUUUAUAAAAGGAACAGGCCAAAGUUUUAGGUUCUGUUUCUAGGUGCUGUUAUCAGAACCCCAGAUGACUGUCAUGGAAAACUUGUGUCUUUGAGGAAAAUAGCUGGAGUUGUGAGGCAAUGUGAUAACCUCCACAUGUCAGUGGAGACAAAGCUCUAGCUUCCCCCUAUCAUUUACAGCUGUAUGCAGUAUCAUACUUCACAUUAAUCCACAUGAACUUAAACUCCACCACCUGGCCUGAUAAGUCAAAAGGACACACCUCCUUCUGUGUAGAUGGUGACUCUAGGAGAGGAAAUUUGAAUCGUGUAAAUCCAGGCAAAAAGAAAUGGGAAUUAGCAGAUCAGCCAAUAGGGGGACUUUGGGUACCUCACUCAGCCUUUCUGGACCUGCUGAUUCCUCACUUAAGCAAAGUUGGACAGAAUUUCUGGGUUUUCUCCAGUGCACACUCUAGGAUUCUCCUGUUUCCGGUGACCAGCCAGUUUGUCUAUAUAUUGACACUUCUCUUUAGUGCAGGCAAAAGAAGGAGCCUUUUGUCUGUCAGGGGCCACUGAGUAAUCAGUAGCCACAAAUGGACUUUUUUUUUUAGAGAUCAUAUCCAACUCCGUUUGCUUUUUAAUUGAGAAUACAGAUUAUGUGCCUUCAUUUCAUUUGACAUUUACUCAGUGUGCUUCAGUUCCAUGCUGUGGCCUAUGUGAGAAAAGGCACAGGGAGGGAGGGUGGGGAGGGAACCCCCCAAAUCCAGAAGUGUGAUUAUUGGAACAGUGGCCUACCAUGCUCUUGGGCUGUAGGUAUAUCAACAGAAUCACUGUUAUUUGAAAUCCUGAUUAAUGUUCGCAGAAGAAAGAGAUUUGAUUGGUUUUACUUAAAAUAUUUAAGGAAUGACUUGGCUUUUAAAGAGUAGCCUUUGAAACUUUGUCGACAAAUUUUCAUUUUGACAUUGAAAGAUUAUAAAACUACUUCUCUGUUCUUUGAACUCCUGGUUCUCCAGUGCUUGACAUUUACCUUUGGAACCAGCAGUGUUGUAGGGGAUCCUUUUCUAAUUAAGAUCUGCCUUUGGUCUAAUGAGUAUCAUUAUGUAAUACAAUUUUCAAAGUCUCCAGUGAGGGCAGUGAACUUGAAUAAAGAGUUUAACUAACUAUA
Leopardus geoffroyi (Geoffroy's cat) is the source of this 4013-nucleotide messenger RNA. RefSeq names its product ADP ribosylation factor like GTPase 10 (gene ARL10). Gene Ontology annotation, molecular function: GTPase activity; GTP binding. Lineage: Eukaryota; Metazoa; Chordata; Mammalia; Carnivora; Felidae. Bases 925 to 1941 code for a protein of 338 amino acids. The transcript has 4 exons. The record is from RefSeq and is a predicted model, not a curated record.